Messenger RNA from Zingiber officinale, 1773 nucleotides. RefSeq names its product transcription factor MYB52-like. NCBI's taxonomy places the organism in Eukaryota, Viridiplantae, Streptophyta, Magnoliopsida, Zingiberales, Zingiberaceae. The coding region runs from base 1204 to 1626 and encodes 140 amino acids. Gene Ontology annotation, molecular function: DNA-binding transcription factor activity, RNA polymerase II-specific; RNA polymerase II cis-regulatory region sequence-specific DNA binding. Gene Ontology annotation, cellular component: nucleus. The record is from RefSeq and is a predicted model, not a curated record. The transcript is spliced from 4 exons. Gene Ontology annotation, biological process: regulation of DNA-templated transcription.
GUGCAGACAGAUAUGAUGAUGAGAGACAUGCUCCUCUCUUGUAAAGCAUUUUGUUCUGUAGCUAGGUACAGCAGAUAAUGCUAGUGUCCAUGUUUUUGGUGUACUCGCAUCACUUCUAUUACACUAACGUUACAACUACUCCCUUGUUAUGGCAAUCCAUCACUGUUCCUGAAAACUGAAACUGAAUGCAUUUGAGGAGAAAAGGAAACCUGUUUUUUGGGUACUCAUCCCUUCAGCAGUAAUCUUAGUUGAGUACAUGGAUUGGGAUUGAUAGACACCCUUCAUCAAUUGAAAUUGAUAGCUGUUUUUAAAGUUUUGGAGCACCAAACUGUGAACCUUCCAAACAAAAUCAUGCAACUUUUUUAUGCAUUGCUUUACUACAUCAUGGAAUGGUGCCACCAAUUAAAAUUCAAGCAUUGAUGCAUUCAUCAGAUUUGGUGUAGGGAUCAUAAACUUUGGAAACAUUACUGUGUGUUCUAUUGUCUGGAAGAGCACAUUCUUUCUGCCCUCUUCAAUGUAACCAAGUCUCAUUUAAUUGCACCGAGACAAGCAAAAGCUAUGCUUCAAACCUGCAAGUGAAGGAAAAGAAGCAAAUCCCAAAUUUUGUGGAUCCAGAGCUUGAAUAGUGUCCUAACUCUUGUGAUAGGUCCCUUGCGGUGGUUGUAUUCUGAUCAUCAUGUCGGAUUCGGUGUGAAUGCAUGAUGAGCUCUCAUUCUUUUGUCGAGGGAGGGAGGAAGGAAACAGCUUUUUACCAGGUUACUCGGAGGAGGAAAAGCAGACAACGUUUUAGUAAACAAUCGAAAUUCAUAAUUGAUUGCUCCAAUGGAAAUUCACAAUUGAACUGUUCAUGUCUUGCACGAGUUAUAAGAAGACGCCCACACGUGCGGAGCAAAGCCUGCAAGCGGGUGCUGCCUCAGCUUGCAGGAGAGAAGCUCUCAGGGGAGCAGUGAGGUGGGCAAUUGUGAAAGUGCAAAUGGUCCGUCGAAGAUAAGUGGCAGAGGACACUGGAGGCCAGCCGAGGACUCCAAGCUCAAAGAGCUGGUGGAGCUCUACGGCCCGCAGAACUGGAACCUCAUUGCAGAGGAAUUGGAAGGCCGAUCAGGGAAGAGUUGCAGGUUGAGAUGGUUCAACCAGCUGGAUCCGAGGAUCAACAGGAGGCCAUUCACAGAGGAGGAGGAGGAGACACUGUUGGCUGCUCACAGAAUGCAUGGCAACAAGUGGGUGAUGAUUGCAAAGCUCUUCCCUGGAAGAACAGACAACGCCAUUAAGAACCAUUGGCAUGUCAUCAUGGCUAGGAAGUACAGGGAGCAAUCCAUGGUCUCUCAGAGGAGGUUCAGAUUUGAGGAAGAUGCUGCAUUGCCAUCUCCUUACUUCCCUUCCAUUGACUUAGAUCGCAGCUGGGAGAUUUCUACUCAAAACACUCCAUUUGAUUUCUUCUCUGACGAAUGUGCCAAGGUUGAUGAGCUGAAGCAGAUGUCUCCCGUCAGCUUGGCAAGGCAGCAAUCAAGCAAUGCUUCAGCCAGUGAGACACUGCCCUAUGUCGAGGAAGUGUUCAACAAUGUAAAUGCUGGUGAUGCUGCAAGAAGCUUCAUAGAUUUCCUUGGAGUUGGAGGGACUGCCAAUUGAACCAGUCAGAAUGGAAGGGAGGUAAAUGUCGAUCUUUAGAAUGGCAAUAGGUGUUUGAUUUAGUAGUAGAAUGAGUUAGUUUCCGAAGGGCUUAAUGUUGGCACUCUUGCUAAAAAUGCCAAGGUUGAAGCUUAGGAGGUCGACGAA